This is a messenger RNA of Tarenaya hassleriana, 581 nucleotides long. RefSeq lists its product as uncharacterized. The record is from RefSeq and is a predicted model, not a curated record. The transcript is spliced from 3 exons. Bases 107 to 373 code for a protein of 88 amino acids. Lineage: Eukaryota; Viridiplantae; Streptophyta; Magnoliopsida; Brassicales; Cleomaceae.
CUAGUCAAAGAUAAAGUCUCUUCUUCACCUCGGUCUCCUCCAUCUCCAUUUCCGAAACCCUUCUUCUUCGGCUAGUCUCUCGACCUGAGUCCUUCCUGCGAUUCCGAUGGCGAGCCGUUGGUUGAGGCCUGAGGUGUAUCCAUUGUUCGCCGCCGUUGGAGCUGCUGUCGGGAUUUGCGGCUUCCAGUUGGUGCGCAACAUCUGCAUCAACCCUGAAGUCAGAGUCAGCAAGGAAAAUAGGGCAGCUGGAGUUCUGGAGAACUUUGCCGAGGGAGAGAGGUAUGCAGAGCAUUUCGUGAGGAGGUUUGUCCGCAACAAAGAUCCCGAGAUCAUGCCAUCCAUCAACAAGUUCUUCACCGAUCCCAAAUACUGAACAGACGCUCCCCAUCUCAUCCGGUUUAUAAACCUUAUUAUGAUGUAACAUAAUGGGAAUUUGUGCUGGUUUUCAUUGUGACAGUAGCCAUCAAACUCGAAAAUAACUGGUGUGUGAAACUUUUUCCGAGUUUUCUUAGAGUACUGAAAUGAAUUUGAGAUGUUCAAAGGUUGAGAAUGCUACGAAUGUUGACCUCAUCUGUUUGUAA